AUGACUUACACAGAAAAAGCACUUUUACCGACAGUCAAAGAACCAGGAAGGUCAACAAGAUCUAGCAGCCGAGUUGAUGGCACCAUUAUGUUAGAGGAACAGCUGUGUCGAACUUCUACUUACGCUAGAUCAUACUUGGUUCGAUCGAAAAGGGUGUGGAAUGUUCUGCCAAAGGAAAUACGAAGGAACACAAUGUCUUUGUCUUCCUUCAAACACUUGUUGAAGGAAUAUUACCAGAGUGCUUUAAAAUCAACUUAUGACUCUGAAGAUGCACCGACAUGGAAGUCAAUUUGUGUUAAUUGUGGCUCUGCCCGUAGUCUUCUGUCUCUUCCUAUGUGCUGUUUUUAA
Molecule: messenger RNA, 348 nt
Organism: Paramuricea clavata
Lineage: Eukaryota; Metazoa; Cnidaria; Anthozoa; Malacalcyonacea; Plexauridae
Source: the annotation of a GenBank genome assembly